Messenger RNA from Spinacia oleracea (spinach), 1481 nucleotides. Its product is annotated as probable protein phosphatase 2C 8. Bases 158 to 1219 code for a protein of 353 amino acids. Lineage: Eukaryota; Viridiplantae; Streptophyta; Magnoliopsida; Caryophyllales; Amaranthaceae. Gene Ontology annotation, biological process: protein dephosphorylation. Gene Ontology annotation, molecular function: protein serine/threonine phosphatase activity. The record is from RefSeq and is a predicted model, not a curated record. The transcript is spliced from 10 exons.
UUUUCCCCCAAAAAGUUUUUAAUUUACAUUACCUUUUUCUUUUUGUGACCCUCAAUCCCAAAUUAAAACAAAACUCCUUUUUCACGGUGUUUCAGACGGCGUAGCUCCAGUAACCUCCCCUUGUUCCUUUCUAAAUUCUCUCUCCUACUCCUGCAUUAUGGCCGGAAAAUCUCCCCCCUCUGGUUAUAACACCAUCACACCACCCCACAACUCCCUUGAAAUGGAGGAUUCAACCUUCAAGCGCAAGACUGACUCCGAACCUUCCAAUUCUUCUACACUCAAGAAACCAAAACUAGACGCCAUACAAAAUCUGACGGAACAUCAACCAAAUUCAAAUUCAUAUUCUGCAAAUGAUGGCGAUUCUACGAGCCGCUUCGUCAUCAUCGACGCUGCUGUUGCCGAGGAUAAGGGAUCCCGGCACACUAUGGAGGACGCCUGGGUUAUACUCCCUAACCCCAAUUUUGAUGAUUCCUCCAAAUUAAGAUGCGCACACUUUGCCAUAUAUGAUGGACAUGGUGGUCGGUUAGCAGCUGAAUAUGCACAGAAACAUUUACAUUCUAAUGUUCUUUCAGCAGGAUUACCACGUGAGUUGUUGGAUGUCAAAGCUGCCAAGAAAGCGAUCCUUGAUGGUUUUCGUACAACUGAUGAAGCCCUUCUGCUAGAUAGUGCAGCUGGUGGAUGGCAUGAUGGUGCUACUGCUGUAUGUUUAUGGGUACUGGGACAAACAGUUUUUGUAGCUAACAUUGGAGACGCAAAGGCGGUGGUGGCGAGAUUUACUAGUGCUGGUGAUCAGAAUGACUCAAAUGGUUUCAUUCCUUUGAAGGCCAUUGUUUUAACGAAAGAACACAAAGCUAUAUACCCACAGGAGCGUGCUCGGAUUCAAAAGGCUGGAGGCUCCGUCAGCACAACUGGACGCCUGCAGGGCCGCCUUGAUGUUUCUAGAGCUUUUGGGGAUCGACAGUUCAAAAAGGUGGGUGUUAUUGCGACACCACACAUCCAGUCGUUUGAUCUCACCGAAAAAGAGCACUUCAUUAUUCUUGGCUGUGAUGGCCUUUGGGGGGUGCUUGGACCUAGUGAUGCUGUUGAUUUUGUGCACAAGCUCUUAAAAGAAGGUGUACCUGUUGCGAAUGUUUGCCGCCGGCUUGUCAGAGAAGCUGUUCUUGAGAGAGGUUGCAAGGAUAACUGCACUGCAGUGAUCAUUGUUUUCAGACACAAAUAGGGUAUUAACUUGUUUUAAUCUUUUGAAGAAAGUACUAAGUAGGCAUUUCUUCUUCUGGUAAGUCUUAUGAAACACGAGGGCUUGACAGUGGCGCUUGUACAUCUAAAAAUGUUGAGGUUUUCCUAUUUGUUGUGCAAUAUGUAUCUUCCUUAAUUACUUAACCUAGUGACUUAGGUGGAGGGUCCUGUUGUAUCUGUAGUCUGCCUACAGUUACACCACCGGAUUUAUCAUUUAUAUGUACUAUACAUCAUGUCCUCACUCA